Desarmillaria tabescens is the source of this 1231-nucleotide messenger RNA. RefSeq names its product mitochondrial carrier. The record is from RefSeq and is a predicted model, not a curated record. NCBI's taxonomy places the organism in Eukaryota, Fungi, Basidiomycota, Agaricomycetes, Agaricales, Physalacriaceae. The transcript has 6 exons. The coding region runs from base 31 to 1092 and encodes 353 amino acids.
CUACCGUCGCGUCUCUUACUCAGCCCCACCAUGAGCGACGUUAUCGCGAAGUCCCCACAGCCAGACCCGGAGGCUCAGCCCCUUCUCGAUUCCCCACAGCUAGCAUACGAUACAACCGAACCUAAUGGUGAGAUAGUCAAACAAGGGCGUAGUUGGAAGCAAAUAUUAUUCUAUCUGUUUACCACGCUGCUCGGCGUCGGCGUCCUGGCCAUCUUCAUCAAAGGCUUCAUCGACGCCGACGAUGUAUCGUUUGAUUUUAAGAAGGCACUGAAGGCAGCGCUAGGUGGGGGAUUGAGCGGUGCUGCUGCGAUGGUUCUACAGGUGUUGACUCUAAUGCCUAUUCGUACCGUCAUGAACUACCAAUACCGAUAUGGGUCUUCAACAGGCGAAGCUAUCCUGACCUUGUAUCAUGACGGCGGAUGGACACGUUAUUAUCAAGGGCUCUUAGCUGCUCUUGUACAAGGCCCUGUAUCUCGCUUUGGCGAUACCGCAGCCAACGCUGGCAUUCUCGCACUCCUCAACUCAAACACAUAUAUGAAGAAUCUUCCGCCCCACAUUCAGACUAUAUUCGUCUCCUUGGCCGCCGCUUCAUUCAGGAUCCUUCUUACCCCCAUCGAUACCGUCAAGACAACUAUGCAGACCCAAGGCAAACCCGGAAUACGCAUCCUGAGAACUCGCGUCAAACAAUACGGAAUCGUAUCCUUAUGGUAUGGUGCACUGGCCACUGCAGUAGCCACGUUCGUGGGGAACUAUCCUUGGUUCUCUACUUACAACUUCCUUGACGAGACUCUGCCUCCGCCUACCACCUUUCUUGAGAAACUUCUUCGGCAGGCUUUCAUUGGUUUCUGUGCCGCUGUCGUCUCAGACACCGUCUCGAACUCCCUACGAGUUCUGAAGACCUAUCGCCAAGUCAACGAGACGCGGAUCGGGUAUGUGGAUGCGGCUCGUGCCGUCAUUGCUGUGGACGGAGUUAAAGGUUUGUUCGGCCGAGGACUCAAGACCAGAAUCAUCGCGAAUGGCUUGCAAAGCAUCAUGUUCUCCAUUCUAUGGAAGUUGUUCUUAGACUUGUGGAACCGUAAGACAGAAGGAUAGACUUGGAGCACAGAGGAUAUGUAACUAGUAAGCAAAAAUAGACUGUGUUGUGAGAAACUAUGUGGAUAUAGUAUCAGUGGAACUUAUAUAACCGACUUCCCAUGAAUUUGUCUCACGAAUAAUGGGAUUUUGUACACGG